Mus musculus (house mouse) is the source of this 3665-nucleotide messenger RNA. It is a transcript of the gene Nolc1, whose product is annotated as nucleolar and coiled-body phosphoprotein 1. Gene Ontology annotation, cellular component: cytoplasm; nucleolus. The record is from RefSeq and is marked validated. The coding region runs from base 184 to 2292 and encodes 702 amino acids. The transcript is spliced from 13 exons. Lineage: Eukaryota; Metazoa; Chordata; Mammalia; Rodentia; Muridae.
UAGAUUUAGUCUGGGUCUCUCCUCCCGGGUGGAGGGUACGCGACCUCGUGUGCGCCACUCUUUUCCGCUGCGCGCCGCGCGCGACUUGAUGACGACACUGGACCCGCCCUCGACCCGGGCUGUGCUUUGGUGUUCUUAAGUCGUGCCGCGUGCGCAACGGUAGUGACGCGUUUUACCCGGAGCAUGGCGGAUACCGGCUUGCGCCGCGUGGUUCCCAGCGACCUUUAUCCCCUUGUGCUCAGAUUUCUGCGGGAUAGCCAACUCUCGGAGGUGGCCAGUAAAUUUGCAAAAGCGACCGGCGCUACACAGCAGGACGCCAAUGCCUCGUCCCUCUUGGACAUCUAUAGCUUCUGGCUCAACAGGUCCACCAAAGCCCCAAAGGUGAAGUUACAGUCAAAUGGACCAGUGACCAAGAAGGCUAAGAAAGAGACUUCAUCCAGUGACAGCAGUGAGGACAGCAGUGAGGACGAGGACAAAAAAGCCCAGGGACUUCCCACACAGAAGGCUGCCGCACAGGUCAAGCGAGCCAGUGUGCCUCAGCAUGCUGGAAAGGCAGCAGCCAAAGCUUCAGAGAGCAGCAGUAGUGAAGAAUCCAGUGAGGAAGAGGAAGAGGACAAAAAGAAAAAGCCUGUCCAGCAGAAGGCAGCUAAGCCCCAAGCCAAGGCAGUCAGACCUCCUGCGAAGAAGGCAGAGAGCUCUGAGUCGGACUCAGACUCGGAUUCGGACUCCAGCUCAGAGGAAGAAACACCACAGACCCAGAAGCCAAAGGCAGCUGUGGCAGCAAAAGCUCAGACUAAAGCCGAAGCCAAACCAGGUACACCAGCGAAAGCACAGCCUAAGGUAGCCAAUGGCAAAGCAGCCGCCAGCAGCAGCAGCAGCAGCAGCAGCGAUGACUCAGAGGAAGAGAAGAAGGCAGCUGCACCUCCCAAGAAGACUGUACCAAAAAAGCAAGUCGUGGCCAAGGCCCCAGUGAAAGUAGCUGCCGCCCCCACCCAGAAGAGCUCCAGCAGUGAGGAUUCUUCCAGUGAAGAGGAGGAGGGACAGAGACAACCCAUGAAGAAAAAAGCAGGUCCCUACAGUUCAGUUCCACCACCCUCUGUUCCUUUACCAAAGAAGUCCCCGGGAACCCAGGCUCCAAAGAAAGCUGCUGCGCAGACACAGCCUGCAGACAGCAGUGACGACAGCAGUGACGAUUCUGAUUCAAGUUCUGAGGAAGAGAAAAAACCUCCAGCUAAGACGGUCGUCUCCAAGACACCCGCCAAAGCAGCUCCAGUGAAGAAGAAAGCAGAAAGCUCUUCAGACAGCUCGGAUUCUGACAGUUCUGAGGAUGAAGCUCCUGCCAAGCCAGUCAGUACAACCAAGAGUCCCAAGCCAGCUGUCACUCCGAAGCCAUCUGCAGCAAAGGCAGUGACAACUCCUAAGCAACCUGCAGGCAGUAACCAGAAACCUCAGAGCAGGAAGGCUGACAGCAGCUCCAGCGAGGAGGAAAGCAGCUCCAGCGAGGAGGAGGAGGCCUCCAAGAAAAGUGCCACAACCCCCAAGGCCAAGGUGACUGCUAAAGCAGCACCCGCCAAACAGGCCCCUCAGGCUGCUGGGGACAGCAGCUCUGACUCAGAUAGUUCCAGCAGUGAAGAGGAGGAGAAGACUCCUAAGCCCCCAGCUAAGAAGAAGGCAGCAGGUGGAGCCGUUUCUACACCAGCCCCUGGGAAGAAAGCAGAGGCCAAGAGCAGCAGCAGCAGCAGCAGCAGCAGCUCCGAAGAUUCCAGUGAAGAGGAGAAAAAAAAGAAGCCCAAAGCUACUACCCCUAAAAUACAGGCAAGCAAGGCCAAUGGCACUCCAGCUUCUCUGAAUGGAAAAGCAGCCAAGGAAAGUGAGGAGGAAGAGGAGGAGGAAGAAACAGAAGAGAAGAAAAAGGCAGCUGGGACCAAGCCAGGUUCAGGCAAAAAACGGAAGCAGAAUGAGACCGCAGAUGAAGCAACAACUCCUCAAGCUAAGAAAGUUAAGCUCGAGACCCCCAAUACGUUUCCAAAAAGGAAGAAGGGAGAAAGAAGGGCGUCUUCCCCUUUCCGAAGGGUCAGGGAGGAGGAGAUUGAGGUGGACUCUCGAGUGGCGGACAAUUCCUUUGAUGCCAAGCGAGGUGCAGCUGGAGACUGGGGGGAGCGAGCCAAUCAGGUUCUGAAGUUCACCAAAGGCAAGUCCUUCCGGCAUGAAAAAACGAAGAAGAAGCGAGGCAGCUACCGGGGAGGCUCCAUCUCUGUCCAGGUCAAUUCCGUCAAAUUCGACAGCGAGUGACACGUGGUCAUCCUUUGGCAAAGGAAGGGUGAUUUUGGGAGACUGGCACUCAACUCCAGUGGACCCAGAAACUCCGUGUUAGGAGACAGUUGUGACAAGGACGGUGUGGAGCAGGUCCUGAGGUGUGUCAGCCUGCAGUCCUCUCAGGCUCCUUUUUCUGGACAGCUGAAUAUCAAGGACAAAAAGGAUUUUUUUUUUUAAAGAAACCCAUUCAGUUGUCAAUUGCCUUCCUGUUCUGUGGGUCUUCAUACUGAGAGAUUUGUAUAUUUUAUAUUAAAUCAUGUCAUACAGAUUUUUGUUGUGAUUUUCAGAGAUGACUUCCACAGAUUAAAGUCUUAGCUGUUGCCUAAGGCAAAGCAAAACAACACAUGGUAAUAAUUUUCCCUACUGGAGGAUUCUCUUUAUGUGAAAGCCCUGGUGGGCAAUGACAUAAGUCUUGUGAUGAUUGUCUGCUAAGCAUACUCUGUGCUCAUCUUCAUCCAUUGGGCCCGGCACCAAAGCUUCUAGAAGCCAGCGUGGAUCUACCAACUUUGGGGGAUAAAAUUGCCAUUCUUGGUGCAGUAACCUACUAAUUGGCAGGCAGGAUUCUCGAGUGUGUGAAUGCCAUGCAGCUGUCUUUGUUUUGUUCUUGGUAGCUGUUACUGCUACAUGUUUACAGUACUUUUAGUUUUAAUUUCGAAGUAAGCUUUUCUGACAGACAUUUUGCAACAACUUGACUGUUGUAUAUUGACAAGUUCAUGGAUGUAUUUGAUUCUUAUUAACAUCAAGGACAGGCUGGUAAGUACCUGCAUGGUUGAGUCACUGGUCAAGGAAAUGGAGAUGACCUAUGAACCCUGGUGUGAAGUAGAUACACUGGAUCUCCUGGGCACCUGGAGCAGCAGCAGGAGACAGCCCAAGGAGGCAGGAGGGCUCUAACUAAGCAGGACCAUUUUGUCUUGAAGUCGGUACACAGGAGUAAUUAUGCCCUGUUCAAGUUGGUCCCCUGGACUCACUAUUAGUACCUUACCUAUAAUGUUACUGAUACAGACUAGCCAGGAGGCAGGGAGGCAUAGCUGGGUGGUAGUGUGCUUGCUUAGCAUUCAUAGACCAAGUGUGAUCUCUAUCACCGCAGGAAGUAAAGAGCAGAGAGAUUCCUGGGCCAAGGGAGUGGAUUAUAAAGCUGUAGGAUGUGACCAUUGGCAGUGAGGGCAGGGGUGGGACGUGGCUGGCCUGGUGAGAAACGGAUACCGGGCAUUGCCUCCCCUGUUUGGUGUCCACGCUCACCUGGUAACCUGCUAAAAGCUGUGGCAGCUCCUUGUGGAAGGCUGCAUGGUCAAAGUUCUGUGUCUUACCACAAAACAAUAAAGUGAAUGGUUCCUAAUGUGUUCAGAGUU